This is a messenger RNA of Plectropomus leopardus (leopard coralgrouper), 5879 nucleotides long. RefSeq names its product potassium voltage-gated channel, Shaw-related subfamily, member 2 (gene kcnc2). Gene Ontology annotation, cellular component: voltage-gated potassium channel complex; neuronal cell body membrane; presynaptic membrane. Gene Ontology annotation, biological process: potassium ion transmembrane transport; protein homooligomerization; action potential. Lineage: Eukaryota; Metazoa; Chordata; Actinopteri; Perciformes; Serranidae. Gene Ontology annotation, molecular function: delayed rectifier potassium channel activity; protein binding. The record is from RefSeq and is a predicted model, not a curated record.
CCACCGGUUGAGAUCAUUCAACACUUAGAGCCGCUGGCUGUCUGAACAGAUUGUGGGAUACAGAUCGACGAUCGACACCUUCCCCAAACAGACGAUGGACAUCCCCCUCGGGCUCAGGAGAAGCCACGCGAGCGUCGGAUGAGUGAAAUCAGAGAUGCUGCGCACUUCGGCCAAAACCCCAGAGCAUUUUUGAACAGGACUGUGGGUGUGUGCGCGUCGGGCUCGCCGUUACCUCCGGACUGCACUCGCCAACUUCCCCCGCUUUCCAUCAAGUCAUGUCUGAUACAGAGCGAUGGGCAAGUUUGACGACAACGAGAGGAUAAUCCUCAACGUCGGGGGCACCAGGCACGAGACCUACAAAACCACCCUGAAGACCCUUCCGGGGACGCGCCUGGCCCUGCUCGCCUCCGACUCGGACAUUGACUCCGUGCUGGAUCAGCUGCAACAAGUCCCCGGCUUCAUCGAGUACAACGCGCGGACCAACGAGUACUUCUUCGACCGUCACCCGGGCGUGUUCGCCUACGUGCUCAACUACUACCGCACCGGGAAGCUCCACUGCCCGGCGGAUGUGUGCGGACCGCUGUUCGAGGAGGAGCUCUCCUUCUGGGGCAUCGAUGAGACGGACGUGGAGCCCUGCUGCUGGAUGACAUACCGGCAGCACCGGGACGCGGAAGAGGCUCUGGACGUGUUCGAGCUCAACGUGGACACCGGGGAGGAUGACGACGAGAUAGGGAAGAGGCUCGGUAUUGAGGAUGUGGCUGCCGACGGUAAUGUGAGCCUGUGGAGGAAGUGGCAGCCGGUGGUGUGGAAUCUAUUCGAGGAUCCGUACUCCUCCAGGGCGGCGAGGUUUAUAGCCUUUGCAUCGUUGUUCUUCAUCCUGGUCUCCAUUACAACCUUCUGCUUGGAGACUCACGAGGCUUUCAACACCAUCAUCAACAAGACUGAGAUGAUGCGGAACAGCAGCGUGCCGGACUCAGGCCCACAGUAUGAGAUCGAAACUGACCCUGCGCUCACCUACGUGGAGGGCGUUUGCGUCUUCUGGUUCACCAUCGAGUUCCUGGUGCGUGUGACCUUCUGUCCAGUCAAGCUGGAGUUUAUUAAAAGCGUUCUCAACAUCAUCGACUUCGUGGCCAUCCUGCCUUUCUACUUGGAGGUAGGGCUGAGUGGCCUUUCUUCAAAGGCUGCCAAGGAUGUGUUGGGUUUCCUCAGGGUGGUGCGCUUUGUUCGUAUCCUUCGUAUCUUCAAGCUAACGCGUCAUUUUGUGGGGCUAAGGGUGCUGGGGCAUACAUUACGGGCAAGCACCAAUGAAUUCCUGCUGCUCAUCAUCUUCCUGGCAUUGGGAGUGUUAAUUUUUGCCACCAUGAUCUACUACGCCGAACGAAUCGGCGCUAAUCCCAAAGACCCCACUAGUAGCAUCCACACCAAGUUCAAGAACAUUCCCAUCGGCUUCUGGUGGGCCGUGGUAACCAUGACCACACUGGGCUAUGGCGACAUGUAUCCAGAGACCUGGUCGGGCAUGGUAGUGGGUGCAUUGUGCGCCUUGGCAGGUGUGCUGACGAUAGCCAUGCCUGUGCCCGUUAUUGUCAAUAACUUUGGGAUGUACUAUUCUCUGGCCAUGGCCAAGCAGAAGUUGCCCAAGAAGAGGAAGAAACACAUUCCUCAGGUGGUGCAAGGAGGGUCCCCAAUCUACUGCAAAGGUGAUCUCAACACCACCUGCAACAGCACUCAAGGUGACCUGUGCCACGUCAAAGGGAGCAGGGUACUAGAACGCAACCGCUCAGUUCUGUCAGCAGACUGCAGUGGGGGCAGUGACCUGACCAUGUCUCCAGAGGAGAGGGUCCCCAUGCGAAGGUCCAGCACCCGAGAACAUGACCGCCGGAGUGGGGGGACGUGUUUCCUGCUCGCUGCUAGUGACUACACCUGCCCUGCAGACGGAGGGAUGCGAAAAACAGGCUAUGAGAAAUCCCGGAGCUUAAACAACAUAGCGGGCAUGGCUGGUAACGCCCUGAGGUUGUCUCCCGUGACCUCGCCCUACGGAUCGCCCUGCCCGCUGCGGCGCUCUCGCUCCCCUAUCCCCUCCAUCCUGUGAGAUGUGCAGCCCCGGGCCACUUUGGUCCAAACCAGCCCACAUCCUUCCCCCGAAACACUCCACCUCCCUUUGGUAUUCUAUCUGAACUCUGUUCUAUAUAUUGUGACUAGUGGAUAAGUACUUAACUUUGUAGCUAAGACUAAUGUUAGUGGCUUGGGCAACCUGAGCAACCCUUUUCCUUGAAGUUCGAUGUGCUUAGCUAACAUCCUUAAAAUCAGUUCCCCUGUGUGUCUUGGAGUUCCCUUUAGUUCGAUAUUGUGAGACUUGCAAUAAAAAGAACUCUGACUGGUGGCUUUAGAGUUAGCAGCCAUAACAUUUAAUAAAGGACACAUGAAUAAUCAGGGAUAUUAGAUGUUGCUAUAUUUAGAUACCUUGAAAAAGACGUGCUUCCAAAAAAAGAAAGAGAGAUGUCACUUCAUUUUAACCUCACACAACUGUGACUUUGUCUUUGGUUUGCUACUUUAUUUUUGGGACGGAGACGGAAGGAUUUCAGGACUAUGUCUCGACUCACACAAGCACACGUCUGUCACUCUUCACCCACUGCUGGGCCUGCUCAUGUUUUUGCAUGGCUCAUCCUGUAACCAUCGUCUGCAGACAGCGAAGAGCUCAUGGAAACAUACAUUUGAGGGAGUAUUUUUUUUAAUGUAUUAUUUUGGGGUUUAGAUGGGGGUUCACUCAACUUGUGUCUCAUUUUGCCAUCAGCUUCACCAACAAUCCACCCAGGAGACUGAAAACCCCAAACACCAGCCGGGUGUUCGUUUCUCUCUGCAUGUGGGUUUCUUCUCACCUGUCUGCUGCUAUUUCCGAUUAACUUUCUCCCCACCUCUUUUGUGUUUUGUUUUCUUUGAUGGAGUGCCACCAAAGCUGUUGUGUCUCUGGUUGUUCUGCUCACAGAUAACUGCAAAGAGGUUGUCUUUACUGGUUUCACACAAGCAGAGAGCAGCGUUCUAUCUUAAUGGCUUGAGGGGAAGGCACCGUCAUAGUGGAAAGGUAACCUUCUGAACAGGUGUGAGGGUCAGGUUGCAGUGUGGAACCCUCUCACCCCUUUGGUCCUGAAUUAAGUUUGUGUUUUUGUGUGUUUGUUCUAAAAAUGGGGGUUAUUCAAUAAUCCUAAAAGGAAAUAACUGUAUGUGGUUGCAGGUAAACAUGCACUCUUGAUAGCACUUUUAAAGGUGCUGCUUGUAGUAUUUUAAUCAAUGGAUCAAUGGAAAUGACCACAUGAUAUUGAGACCUACAUAUAAUUAGGCAAAAAAAAAAGCAUUUUGCAUCACUUGCCACCAGAUUUGGUUGGAUAUUUGCACAUUUUAACUCCAAGAGCAGAUUUGUUUGCUGCAUAAAAAACCCUGAUACACAACUUUUUCUGUUUGCUUUGUUAAAUCACACAGUUUCACUAUAUAUCAGCCAUCACCAAGGGCUAUGAACCGCUCUCAAAUCCCCAAACCACUAACCUGAAUUCCCUUACAAGAGAUCUCACAUCAGAUCUCAGAGUUUCCCACACAUCAUUUGUUUGUGGCAGCCUACCACGAUUUAAAAAUCUGCCACCAUGUAUUAUUUUUAGUUUUCAUUAGAAGCAUUAUUGGAGUGUACAUACCGUUCAGAUAUUCAUUGCUCCACACUCUCGGAAUGCAGAGCGUACCCUGGGCACACAUGGAGCAGCAGAACAUUUGAUGCAGUGAAAGUGAAACUUAACUUCAUUCUGCUGCGUCUAAAAGUUUUAAUUCACUCACAGCAGCUGUUUCCCUCAUUUAACAAUCUGAUCUAAUCCAUUUUCUAACCAGGGAGUCACAAACUGCUGUUGAAGGAAAAACAAGCACUCAUGGAGAGUUCUGCCUUUGCUGCAUUUACAGAUCCGCAAAAAAAAUCUGAAAUUAGAGAUGACACAGAAAUAAAUGACGGGACCCACACAAAGAAAGUUUGCUUUCAGGCCAUCCAUUGUCAGCUACCGCACCACCAACACUCUAAUUCUGUGGGAAACACUGAGAUCUGAUAUUAAACUGAAGCAGCCUUUGCUUUGUUAUCCAUCCAUUCACUAUAUUUCAUAAACUGCCUGUGUGCACCAACAGGUGUAAGACAGCACACACAACCAUGCAGCGACGUGCCUCACCCAUCCCUACAGUAUGUCUAUACCAGUAGCAGAUGGUUGCUUAGCAACUGGCUCACAGCUAGAUGCAUCUUACACAUAGCUCGGCAAAAAGUCAAACAAUUAAAAAAAGGAGCUCUUGCAAACAUUUCUCUCUGUCUGUCUGCACGCCGAAUUACUGAAUCACCCCCCACUGCAAUAUACGACCACGCUUUUUCUAACGAACAGCACCAUCGAUGUGUACCAUGUUGUCAUUUUUGGUGCAUGGUUCUGAAAUGAUGCUCAUCAAAGACAGAAUAUGCAUUUCUGAUAUUUAGAGAUGUGUUUAUAUUUUAUUUAGACGAUUCAAUUCCUAUUUGAAUGACGCUGGGAUAAGUCAUCAGUGUGUGGACCUAUUGCAGUGGGAGGACCCCCAUUUGGAGCCAUAAGGCCACUCCUACGAGACAAUAUGGACGAGGAGGCACGCAGAGACUAUUGACAGACAGCCGCCCAAGCCAGUGGCUCAGCGCGCAGGAACAGAAGAUACAAAUGUAAUCCGGGAAGGACUUUAACAAGCAUUUACCUUUUCUUCAGUUCUCUUUUAGUUUUCCUGUUUUGUGGAGAAAAAAAAGGAAACUGGACAUGUCCUUAAAAGAGACUCCUGUAUAGAUAUCGCUCCUGUAAAUAAGACGACGACACAGCACAUCUGGGCCAAGCGGCUCCAUCCAUGCAUCUGUCUUUUGAUGGCGAGUCAGGUAACAAGGCCACGCCGUGACACUCACUUUUCUUGCUGUGGUAUCCCUCCUCGCAAUAAGUGUAUUAAGAUGUAUCAGUUGAGGCACUUUGUGUUCUAAAAAUGGAGUGUAUUCAUAUAUGAACUUCUACAUACAGUAUAUACAGUAUAGAGAGACAAACGUGCUAAGUUGAAUCAAUGUUGGUCAUCUCUGCUUUUGUUUCCCUUGGUAAUUUUCAGUAGGUUAAUUGCUCUGCCGUGUGUUAAUGUGUGUGUGUGUGUGUAUCCGUAAACACCAGGGUUAAGAUCUGCAGUUUGAAAGGCCAGGUCAGAGUGGAUGUGAUGCUGUCACUCUUCCAGUUAGGUUUUAGCACAAACACGAAUGAGACAGAGUUCCCCUGUGAUGCAGUCGCCGUUAUAGAAGCCCCGCCCCCCUCCUGCCAAGCACAGAAACAUGCAACUACCCUGCGUUUGUGCUGCAGAUUUUUCUACUCUCACAAACCAAACCACUGAACGAUUCCUCAGAACUCCUGGUGGCUAAACAAACAAACAAACAAAAAAAACUGCAUAACUUGAUUCUUCCAAACUUUUCCCCUGUGUGGGGGUGGAGCAAAAGUGUAGCAGAAGUUUACCAAGUUAUAAAGCAGGACUUCUAGAACGGCUAUAUCUGCGCAGUAGCAACCCCUGUGAACCCCAAACAAUCAGAUCGGAUUUGCAAUAAGCACCCGAAAACAAAACGCGCCGUCCACACUGUGAUUUCAGAUUUAAAACAACAAGGAAACAAAGAAAGCUGAUAGAGAGGGACUGGCAGGUGGCACAACUCAGUUGUGACCUGCACAGUUGUUGGCUAGCCGUCACCCUGUACCCACAAUCCUCCUCGUGUAGUACACACGCUGCUUUACUCUUUGAAUUGACAAAGGGGUACCGUUCUUUGUGUAUUUUUUGGAUGAUGUUGUAACUUGAGGAAAAAAAAAAAAGGUGUUUAUUUUUUUGACUCC